AUGGAGGCUCCCCCAGACUCACAGCUGGAAGCUUCCAGGAAGGCGCAGGGUGCCUUCCGCGUUCUCCCCACGGUGGCUUCGUCCCUCCCCUUCAACACCACGUGUCCAUACUGCGGCAAUUUUGUCCUCACCACCACCAGUGCCACCCCGGGCCUGCUCAACUGGCUGCUGUGUACCACACUCUUCCUGUUAGGGUGCGUGCUAGGCUGCUGCCUGCUGCCUUUCUGCAUAGAGGAGUUGAUGGACGUGAGGCACAGGUGCCCCGUGUGUCGAAAGCAGAUCUACCGUUACCGUCGUCUGUGA
Sorex fumeus (smoky shrew) is the source of this 303-nucleotide messenger RNA. RefSeq names its product LITAF domain containing (gene LITAFD). The transcript is spliced from 3 exons. Gene Ontology annotation, biological process: regulation of cytokine production. The record is from RefSeq and is a predicted model, not a curated record. Lineage: Eukaryota; Metazoa; Chordata; Mammalia; Eulipotyphla; Soricidae. The coding region runs from base 1 to 303 and encodes 100 amino acids. Gene Ontology annotation, molecular function: zinc ion binding.